Penicillium hordei is the source of this 810-nucleotide messenger RNA. Its product is annotated as C2H2-type zinc finger protein. The coding region runs from base 1 to 810 and encodes 269 amino acids. The transcript has 3 exons. Lineage: Eukaryota; Fungi; Ascomycota; Eurotiomycetes; Eurotiales; Aspergillaceae. The record is from RefSeq and is a predicted model, not a curated record.
AUGGGUGUGGGCCUUGCAAUAGGUCCUUUGGCAGUCAAAGUGCCUUGGAACAACAUGUUCAAAAUUCACCAGCACACGCGGCAUCAUUCGGCUUACUCGCCUGUACAUACCAUCACAUAUGGGUGUGGGCCUUGCAACAGGUCCUUUGGCAGUCAAAGUGCCUUGGAUCAACAUGUUCAAAAUUCACCAGCACAUGCGGCAUCAUUCCACUGUGAACUUUGCAACCGAACAUUUGGCAGCAGAGACGCCUUGGAACAACACAUCGAAUAUUCAAAAGCACACAUCGCGCCGCCCAGCACACCGUUAGAUGAAUUCUUCCAAUCCUUCGCAGGCUUCAGUUACAAUCCAAAACUACCUCCAUCGGAAUCUUAUGCCCAGCUUAAGAGGUUCUGUCGCUGGAGAGAAUACGAUAUAAAGGAUAAAGAAGCCUGGGAACAAUAUCAAUCCGCUUUAGAAGCGGAGGUGAAGAUGUGGUUUGGAGCAGAGGAUGACCUUGGCGCCUGGCAUUCUCUUUGUCGCGCUAUAGGAAUGGAGCCUUUGCCUGCAACCUGUAAACAGGCUGUGAAUGCUGUCCGAGGUGUGUUCGUCAAUAUUAUUGAUUUGAUCGCCUGGGCUCGAAGUGGGAGCACGAACAAACGGGUGCGAAUGUUUCCAAGCCUAGGAAAGCUACGAGAAUACACCAAGAAAACGAAAAAGGUCUUCCAAAAUCGUCUUGAUGAGGAGGGUGAUGAUGGAAACGUUGUCCUUAGGCAUCUGCUCCGAUUCAUUUUUCGGACAACGCCGAGUGAGCUCCGUCGUAAUGGCCAUUGA